AUGCAGAUUACCUUCGCCCUCCUCUCCAACCUCCUACUUGCCUCCUUUGCGCUCGCCAUCCCCACGAGCGCUGAGCGGUACGCCGCGCGCCAGGCAGCACGCAACCGCUCAUCGAACCUCAUUCAGAAGGUCGAGGCUGCCGAUGCUAACGACGUCGUGCACGAGUCAUACUCGACCAACUGGGCCGGCGCUAUCCAGUCCAAGGCCGCUGGCACAUUCAAGAGCGUGACAGGAACGUUCACCGUCCCCAAGCCCUCCGGCUCUGGCGCAGCUUCCGCCUGGGUAGGCAUCGACGGCGCCUCGUGCGGCAGCGCGAUCCUCCAGACCGGUGUCGACUUCAACAUCAACAACGGCCAGGUCUCGUACGACUCCUGGUACGAAUGGUUCCCCGCCGGCGCCUACGACUUCUCCAACUUCGCGAUCAAGGCAGGCGACGUGGUCAAGCUCACCGUCACCGCGACCUCCAAGACCGCGGGCAGUGCCGUCAUCGAGAACGUCACGACCGGGAAGAAGGUGUCCAAGGCCCUGACGUCGUCGCACGCGCUGUGCGAGCAGGACGCGGAGUGGAUCGUCGAGGACUUUGAGGAGAACGGCGGGCUCGUGCCCUUUGCCAACUUCGGCACCGUCACGUUCAGCGAUGCGAGCGCGAGCACGGGGAGCGGGACGGUUACGCCCGCUGGUGCUAGUGUCAGCGAUAUUGAGCAGAGCGGGAAGGUGUUGACGCAUACGACGAUUAGCGGGAGUAAGGUUACGGUCAAGCACUCGUAA
Messenger RNA from Coniophora puteana RWD-64-598 SS2, 768 nucleotides. RefSeq lists its product as uncharacterized. The record is from RefSeq and is a predicted model, not a curated record. The coding region runs from base 1 to 768 and encodes 255 amino acids. Gene Ontology annotation, biological process: proteolysis. The transcript has 3 exons. Gene Ontology annotation, molecular function: glutamic-type endopeptidase activity. NCBI's taxonomy places the organism in Eukaryota, Fungi, Basidiomycota, Agaricomycetes, Boletales, Coniophoraceae.